Acanthosepion pharaonis is the source of this 1983-nucleotide messenger RNA. The record is from the annotation of a GenBank genome assembly. Lineage: Eukaryota; Metazoa; Mollusca; Cephalopoda; Sepiida; Sepiidae.
AUGCGCACCACAGAUUCUGAUGACCUUCUUCAUCUAUGCCCGUGUUCAACUGUCAAUCAACCUCGAUGCUUUCGAAUCUUUUCCUGCGGCGCCCGUCACUCCGGAAAAAAAAAGACUGGCUUUCCUAUUCAACGGGAAAUAUUAAAUCUCUCACUCUUUCUCUCUCUCUCUCUCUCUCUCUCUCUCUGUCGUACUUUCUUUUCUCUCUCUCUCUCACUCUUACUGUAUAUGCCCCCACCCGGUCGCACGCAUGUUGAACGUAUGUAUGUACGACAGCAAAAUGGUCUGCAAUUUAUCUCCUGCAAUCACCAGCACCUAAACACGCGUCCACGCAAAGUUCCGUCGGCGCAUGUGCAAAACGCCAUACCUACUACGAAGCAUAUCUAUCUGCUUCUUCUUCUCUCUUCCUUUUCGCACAAAAAAUUAUUUUCCUCUUCCUCCUCUUCUGCUUCCUCUUCUUCUUCAUCAGGAUUUUCUUCCUUUUCCUCUUCGGCAAAAUGCUUUUCCUCUUUUUUUCUUCUUCAUACAGAUUUUCUUCCUUUUCCUCUUGUGGAAAAAUCGUCUUCUUUCUUUUCUUCUUUUUCUUCUUAUUUGUUGUUUAUUCCCUUUCUUUGCCAUAGUGAUCUGCGUGUCUAUCAAUUCCUUAUUAUUGCUGCUAUUCUUGUAGUUUUGAUCACUGUUGUAUUUCCUCCUCUUCCUCUGCCCCUUCUUCUCCUCCUCCUCCUCUUCUUCUUCUUCUUCUUCUUCUUCUUCUUCUUCUUCUUCUUCAACGAAUUAUCUCACAACUUAAUUCUCGCCCAACUCUUUCCCACAUCGUUUCACCCGACCUCUUUCAUAAUCCCGUUCGUUCUCUUUUUACGUUUUACUUUUUUAGAUAUACAAAAUCUAAACCUUUCACCUGUUUCCAACACAUCCAUUGGAUCCUUCUUCUUCUUCUUCUUCUUCUUCUUUUUCUCCUCUUCCUCUUUCCUCCUCUUUCUUAUUCUUAUUCUUCUUUUUCUUUUUUUUCAUUUUCCCCCUUUCAACGAAAUACCUAUCUUUUUAUUCUUCUCGCAUUUCUUCCCCGCAGAUCCAUGGUCACAUGGCACACAUCAAAUCCGUCAUCUUCCAACUUCUCUUGCAUUACAAUGCAAAAGUCCUGCAACUAUUGGACCUACUACGAAGCAUAUCUAUCUGCUUCUUCUUCUCUUCCUUUUCGGGUACAAAAAAAUUAUUUUUCCUCUUCCUCCUCUUCUGCUUCCUCUUCUUCUUCAUCGGGAUUUUCUUCCUUUUCCUCUUCGGCAAAAAUGCUUUUUCCUCUUUUUUUUUCUUCUUCAUACAGAUUUUCUUCCUUUUCCUCUUGUGGAAAAAUCGUCUUCUUUCUUUUCUUCUUUUUCUUCUUAUUUGUUGUUUAUUCCCUUUCUUUGCCAUAGUGAUCUGCGUGUCUAUCAAUUCCUUAUUAUUGCUGCUAUUCUUGUAGUUUUGAUCACUGUUGUAUUUCCUCCUCUUCCUCUGCCCCUUCUUCUCCUCCUCCUCCUCUUCUUCUUCUUCUUCUUCUUCUUCUUCUUCUUCUUCUUCUUCUUCUUCUUCAACGAAUUAUCUCACAACUUAAUUCUCGCCCAACUCUUUCCCACAUCGUUUCACCCGACCUCUUUCAUAAUCCCGUUCGUUCUCUUUUACGUUUUACUUUUUAGAUAUACAAAAUCUAAACCUUUCACCUGUUUCCAACACAUCCAUUGGAUCCUUCUUCUUCUUCUUCUUCUUCUUCUUCUUCUUUUUUCUCCUCUUCCUCUUUCCUCCUCUUUCUUAUUCUUAUUCUUCUUUUUCUUCUUUUUUUUCAUUUUCCCCUUUCAACGAAAUACCUAUCUUUUUAUUCUUCUCGCAUUUCUUCCCCGCAGAUCCAUUGUUCCAUUACUUGUCUUCUUCUUCUUCUUCUUCUUCUUCUUCUUCUUUGCAGUUUUAUAUAUAUUCACGUUUUUACACUACAAAUCUUUUAUUUCUUGA